Lodderomyces jiufengensis is the source of this 999-nucleotide messenger RNA. RefSeq names its product transcriptional regulator (gene SPT3). Gene Ontology annotation, molecular function: protein heterodimerization activity; transcription coregulator activity. The transcript has a single exon. The coding region runs from base 1 to 999 and encodes 332 amino acids. Gene Ontology annotation, cellular component: SAGA complex. The record is from RefSeq and is a predicted model, not a curated record. NCBI's taxonomy places the organism in Eukaryota, Fungi, Ascomycota, Pichiomycetes, Serinales, Debaryomycetaceae. Gene Ontology annotation, biological process: transcription by RNA polymerase II.
AUGUCUAAUGAUAAUAAAUACAAAUAUCGAAUAGAGAUCCAACAAAUGAUGUUUGUAUCAGGUGAAACAAAUGAUCCACCAAUUGAAACAACGAGUCUAAUAGAAGAUAUAGUUAGGGGACAAGUUAUUGAAAUAUUAAUUCAAACAACCAAAACUGCAAAUAGUAGAGGAUCUAAAAGUAUAGCACCAGAAGAUGUGAUAUUUUUAAUACGACAUGACAAAGCAAAAGUGAACAGAUUAAGAACUUAUUUGUCUUGGAAAGAUGUUCGUAAAAAUGCAAAAGAUCAAGAAGGUGGAGGUACAGAAUCUUUAUUAGAAGGUAAUGCAGAUGGUUCAACUAAUGCAGAUGGUAAAAAUCUAAAUACAAAUGAUUCAUCAAAAAUGUUAUCACGAUAUAAGAAAUCUAAAAUAAGAUUACCUUGGGAAUUACAAUUCAUGUUUAGUGAACAACAUUUGGAAACAAAUGAAGAAAGUGAACAAGUUGAUGAAGAAGAAAAAGCUGCAACUAUAGCAUCGCUCAAAAGGUUGAAAAUGGCAGAUGAUAGAACAAGAAAUAUGACUAGAGAAGAAUAUGUCCAUUGGUCAGAAUGUAGACAAGCAUCAUUCACAUUCAGAAAAGCUAAAAGAUUUAGAGAAUGGGCAUCUAUGACUCAAUUAUGUGACUCAAGACCAAAUGAUGACGUUAUUGAUAUUUUGGGAUUUUUAACAUUCGAAAUAGUAUGUUCAUUAACAGAAGAAGCAAUGAACAUUAAAAAUUCAGAAGAUAAAUUAAAUCAAAUUCAAAAGGAAAAAAAUUUGAAAAAUCUUAAUGAGCUACAACAACAAAAACAAUUAAAAAAGAGAAAAUACUUAUUUGAUAAACCAGAUGAGUUAGCAAGUCCCUUAUUACCUUAUCAUAUCGAAGAAGCUUGGAGAAGAUUACAAAAAACAGAUUUUAAACAUAAAGCUGCUAGAUCUUUUGGUGGUGGUAUGGUUAAAACUAGAACUAGAUUAAUUUAA